GUUGUGAUAAACUUAUUAAAUAGAUUUAAGUGAUGACGUUAGUUGAGGGAUUUGGAGAUGAGGUGACACUACUGUUGACCACAACAGUGGUAGUGUUGGUCAUAUACUUUGUCUGGCUGUCUACACAUGUACCUGACAGACCUUUGUUGUAUCUGCAGUUGAGCACAGGGGGAGGUGGCAGUCAGCCGUUUAACAAUGCUGAUAUACAGGGACUGGGAAGGUUCCCCUUUACUCCGGAAACGGAAGAUCUACUGGCUAACACUAACUCCAACUUGACGCCAGACGAGGCAGCAGACAUUGCAGCUGGAACAGUAGCAGAUACUGUGGAAGGCCAGACACAAACAACAGGCUCACUGCAGGAGGAGGCAACCCAGACCACCACUACUGAGAACACUCAUGCUCAGCAGGCCAGGUCAUUCGUCAAUGUUGCAGUUUCUUCAAUUCGAUCUGUAGCAGCACAAAUUCCACAAACAUUCACAUCUUUACGACAACGAAGAAACAGAAGUCGUAAUGAAACCGCUCAUGAAAGUUCAAACGCAACAGAAUCGGAACCAAAUGCAGCAUCCGCCGGUGAUGUUCCUACGAGUAAUGAAUCAAACGAAUCAACAGGAACUGCAACAUCGGCAAACCAGUUCUCAGUUUCUUGUUUGUGUCUAGAGUUGCCGCCUGAACUAAUUGAUCAAAGGAGUUCGUGUUAUUUUAUUAAACUGAAAUUUCUGAAUGACCUUCAGGCGGAAGUUGAGGUUGCACCCUCCGAAAAAGUGUCAGAGUUCAAAUCGAGAGUGUUCAGAAGCGUGCUCUCGGAAGGAGGGCAAGUUAGGUUGAUUUUUGCAGGAGGUCUUCUAAGGGACGAAACUUUUUGCCUGGCAGAUUGUGGGAUAUUUUCUCACUCUGUGGUACAUUGUCAAGUUUUGACUAACAGAGGCCACGUUAACAGUGUUUCAGGAACAUCCAAUGGAAGCUCUAAUUUUGCUAGUGAUUCAAUGAAUUCGGAAAAUAUUGAUCUGAGUAAUUUAUUAUUUCUGUUAUUCGCGGUGUUUCUUUUAGUGCUGUGGUACCUCCGCUUUUCUUAUAGACAUUUAUUCACACCGCCAACGACGUUUACUCUGAUUGCCAUAACAUUAUUAUUUCUUUUAGCAGUUUAUGCCUCGUUUAUUUUGUAAAGAAUUCUCUUUAUGAUCAAUGAAAUUUGCGCCAUUUUGCAAAAAAAAAUUAGCAAAAUGCACAUUGUAAAUUUUGGCUACAUAAAUCAAUU
Messenger RNA from Symsagittifera roscoffensis, 1255 nucleotides. RefSeq names its product transmembrane and ubiquitin-like domain-containing protein 1. The transcript has 4 exons. Lineage: Eukaryota; Metazoa; Xenacoelomorpha; Acoela; Convolutidae. The record is from RefSeq and is a predicted model, not a curated record. Bases 33 to 1163 code for a protein of 376 amino acids. Gene Ontology annotation, molecular function: protein binding.